Meloidogyne enterolobii is the source of this 381-nucleotide messenger RNA. NCBI's taxonomy places the organism in Eukaryota, Metazoa, Nematoda, Chromadorea, Rhabditida, Meloidogynidae. The record is from the annotation of a GenBank genome assembly.
GUGUCUAUUUUCAAAAAAGUUUUUAGUUGAUCUUUUGGGGUGUCUUGUAUUUUACAAUGGGAAAUUUUUGUAGGCAAAAAUUGUUUUAUGUGCUCUCCAUUUAGAAAAAUUUUUGAAGUUGCGUUUGUUUGUGUACAUUUAAAAAAGUAUUUUAUUUCUUCAGUAAAAGUGCAGUCCCAGACGUGUUUACGUUAUACAAAUAAUCUAUUGACUUUUGGGCAAAACAAGGAAGGGAAAAUUUGAAAAGUGAAGAGACUGGGUGGGGUAAGGGGUUUUUAAAUAAAAAGUUUUUUGGUAGAAUUUUUUCAUUUUUAUUUUUAGUUCAGUUUUUUUCAGUUUUUUGGAUUUUCUAAGAUCUCUAAAGGUGUGUUUUGGUGUUAA